Messenger RNA from Anopheles nili, 568 nucleotides. It is a transcript of the gene Taf13, whose product is annotated as transcription initiation factor TFIID subunit 13. Lineage: Eukaryota; Metazoa; Arthropoda; Insecta; Diptera; Culicidae. The transcript has 2 exons. Gene Ontology annotation, cellular component: transcription factor TFIID complex. Gene Ontology annotation, molecular function: protein heterodimerization activity. Gene Ontology annotation, biological process: transcription by RNA polymerase II. The record is from RefSeq and is a predicted model, not a curated record. Bases 104 to 505 code for a protein of 133 amino acids.
CAUCCGUUCUAUUCCGUGUGUAUAUGCGUAAACCAAGUUAAUAAAUAAUUUUUAUUUUGUGCACUAUCUCUGGGUUUUGUUGUGUAGUGAAUUUAUUCUCAAAAUGGCAGCGAAUCCGCAAGAGGAAGGGUUCGAUCAAGCGGAGUUCGAAGAUGACGAUCUUGGCGAGGUUCAGAUUGAAACUUCCUCGGGUCGUAAACGAUUGUUUAGCAAGGAACUGCGCUGCAUGAUGUACGGCUUCGGCGACGAUCAGAAUCCCUACACCGAAAGCGUUGAUCUGCUAGAGGAUCUAGUGGUUGAAUUUAUAACCGAGAUGACGCACCGAGCGAUGGAAAUCGGACGUACGGGCCGGGUGCAGGUCGAGGACAUUGUGUUCCUUGUACGGAAGAACUCGCGCAAGUAUGCCCGCGUGAAAGACCUGCUUACGAUGAACGAGGAACUGAAACGGGCCCGCAAGGCCUUUGACGAGAUCAAGUACGCUGGGGCGGAAGCCAAACUGAAGUAAAACAAUAUUGAAAGUAUUUUGUAUUGAACCAUAAGUAAUGAUAAUAACAGAAAGAUGGAAGAC